Messenger RNA from Loa loa (African eye worm), 2467 nucleotides. RefSeq lists its product as hypothetical. Gene Ontology annotation, molecular function: ATP binding; leucine-tRNA ligase activity. Lineage: Eukaryota; Metazoa; Nematoda; Chromadorea; Rhabditida; Onchocercidae. The transcript is spliced from 18 exons. Gene Ontology annotation, cellular component: mitochondrion. The coding region runs from base 124 to 2334 and encodes 736 amino acids. The record is from RefSeq and is a predicted model, not a curated record. Gene Ontology annotation, biological process: leucyl-tRNA aminoacylation; mitochondrial translation.
AGAUUGAAUGGUUACAAUGUUAUUCAUCCAAUUGGGUGGGAUGCGUUUGGUUUACCAGCAGAAAAUGCUGCUCGAGAAGUAGGUGUCGAUCCAGCUCAGUGGACAGCAAGUAAUAUCGAUGUGAUGCGCCAGCAGCUGUUGAGUACAGGCAUUAUAUUUGAUUGGAAUAGAGAAAUUUCGACUUGCUCGCCGGAUUACUAUCGUUGGACGCAAUGGAUUUUCUGUCGACUCUUUGAACGUGGCUUAGUUCGACGAGCUUUAUCAGAGGUGCACUGGGAUCCCAUCGAUAGUACCGUUCUUGCUGCCGAGCAAAUUGAUGCGGAGGGGCGUUCUUGGCGUUCCGGUGCAAUUGCUGAAAAGCGUAAAAUGAAGCAUUGGAUGAUUGAGACACCAAAAUAUGCGAAACGCAUGUACGACGGACUUGAGAAAUUAACGCACUGGAAGGAAGUAGCAGCCAUACAAGCUAAUUGGAUUGGGAAAUGUAACGUGUGGCGGUUUUUACUACCUUUAAAGGAGAGAAACGGCGCACAUCUGGACGAAAAACUUGACCUUCGAAUACGCGAGCCACAUCAGCUAGCUGCUGCUAAUGUUGUUUUCAUUCAAUUCGGUCAUCCUCUCUUCAACUUAGCUGUCGGAAAAGAAGAAAUAGGUGUUUUAAAAGUAACUGCGUUAAAUAUCAUAACUGGGAAAGAUAUGCAUAUCAUUUAUAUGAAAGGUAAUGCCGUUAAAAAUGGAAAUAAAUUUAUCUUAAAUGCAAGACUUCCGUGUGAUGCGGAGGAAUUCGAUAAAAAGGUCUUAGAAACUUUCGGAUUCUCAGCAGAACGAUCUGGAAUUUCGCUCACCAAUAACGAUGUAAUUCAAAUUGCCGAAUUUGGAGGUCAUGGUGGCUAUGAAACAAGUGAGAGAUUACUUGACUGGGUUGUUUCACGACAACGGAAGUGGGGCACACCAAUACCGAUAUUACUCAGUGCCGACGAUCGAUGUGCCGUUGCUGUUACUGAUGACCAAUUACCUGUUAUUGCUGCACAUUGCAGAUAUGAUGAGAAAAUUCCGUGUGAGAGAUUACCAGAUGGAUUUGGAUAUUGGGAAAAGGAUACUUUGGAUACAUUUUUUGAUUCCAGUUGGUAUUAUUUAAGAUUUCUUGACCCCAAGAACGAUACUGAAUUGAUCUCAAAGAAGAAAUCUAUGGAUAUGCCAGUUGAUGUUUAUGUAGGUGGAAUAGAACAUGCUGCGUUGCACUUAUUUUUUGCGCGCUUUAUAUCUUAUUUCUUACACGAUAUUGGUGUAUCACCCGUACAAGAACCCUUCGAAAGUUUAUUACCGCAAGGAAUCGUAUGUAGUCGUACUUUCAAGAGAAGCGACAGCGGAAAAUAUCUUGAGGAAAAUGAUGUUGUGCAAACAGGAAAUGGUUUUAUCGUAAAAACAGAUGGCUCUGCAGUAGUUACUCAGUUUGAGAAGAUGUCAAAGUCAAAGCAUAACGGUGUCGAUCCAUUAAGCGUAUUGAAAUUGAAAGGAAUCGAUUUAACUCGCUUGCAGCUGUUGAAUGAAGCUGCACCGCGAGAACCUAUUAAUUGGGGAGAUACAGAAUUAAAAGGUCUCUUCAAGUUUAUGGAACGAACUUCGGAUGUCGUGAGUUUCUACGUAGAGCAACAUGCAUUAGCAACUUCAACUUCACCUGAGCCAUUAGACAUUGCAGAGGAAGAAAAAUAUCGCACUAUAUAUAAUUUUUAUGUUCGUAAUAUCUCUAUGGUUAUAGAAGUCUUACAUUUGCAUAACACUGCAAUAGAUCAUCUGCAGGCUUUCGUGAAGUUUUUAAAGAGAACUCCGGCUGAAAGUUAUCGUCGCAGCGAGCAGGUUGAACGAUGUGUUCGCGCACUGGUGAUAAUGUUGCAGUUAUUCACACCUCAUUUGGCUGCCGAAUAUUGGGCUGCAUUACGUUCCGUUCCUGCACUGAACAAUCAUAAAGUGUGGCUGGAUAAAGAAAUCAACGAGCAACCCUGGCCUGAGGUAGAUCCGGAUGCCAACAUCGACUUAAUGAUUAAUGUUGGAAAAUUAAGCUGUGGUCGAGUUGAAGUACCACGUCUAGAAAUUGAACACUUAUCCAGCGAAGAAGCUUUACAGUAUGCAAUCAAUGGUGUACAUAGCAUAUUUUUCCAGGAAUUAGCAUCAUUGGGUUUUAGACCGGUGUCUUGCAAAAGUUUGUCUCGAGCUGGAUUUUAUGUUCUUCUUGAAGUGAAGUUCAAUAAUGUACCUACGGAAGAAACACUGUUAGAAAUUUUGAGACAAACAAGGACGCAGCGACUGAAAGCAAAGAGAGCAAGAAAAAAAGCAUGAAAGCAAUUUUGUGAUUGGUGCUGCUCAGCCAUUAAAUUUAUUUAAACUGCUCAGCCUGCUCAGCCAUUAAAUUGUUUUUUGCAACUUAUGGAUUAAAAAAGAAAUAACUUAUGGAUUGAAAAAAUUUGAUGAG